AUGCUCUCUCGCCAGUGUUUCGGCCCAACGUCCUGGUGCCGUUGUCCCGCACCGGAGCACGGUGGACCCCCGGUGGGAGCCGUCCCAGCGGAGCCACUGAGCGCCAUGGAUAAGGAAACCUACACGCACUGGUUGGACGCAUCCUGGGAGGACUUUCGGCGGCAGUUGCUGCAAGCGUAUCCUGAGAAUCCUGCUGCCAUGGGCGUCAGCUCAAAGCGCACCAAUAGAACAUCCUCUUCCAAAAUGACCUCGUCCUCCAGACUGUCUUCGCACAGUGAUGAUGGAGAACCGGCAGGAUGUGCACUCUUCAAAAUGCCAGUGGCGAAGUCCGAGACUGAUCUGACAGGUGAUAUGCCGGAUGAGUUGGACGAUGAGACACCAAAAGACGCCAAGAUGAUGAUUGAAAUGGUCUCCGAUGUGCCGGAGGUUGGCGGCAAGCAGAGUGAGCAGGGUGAAAUGCAGACCUGCUUGAAGUCCGGGCUGGAAGGGCUGAGCUAUCAAGAGGCACACGCGAUCCGGAACCGCUUGCGCCUCCGCUUGAACGCCAUCCGCGCGGAUGCACUGGUCACCGGCAGCGGCUUGCAUACUGCGGUGGCAUCGCUAGGACUCACCAAGUACUCUGUGGAGGACAUGAACGAUUUCGUCAACCUACUUUCCGACUUCAUCAAUCUUAGGUUUGAAGAGGAGGAGGUGGCCACGGAGGAGGAAGAUGAAGAAGCCACAAACAGUUACACCUCAAUUGCCGCUCUUUUCUCUGAGCAGCGAGGGAAGCGAGGACCGCAUGCUAAAUUGAAGGUCCUGAAGCCGGUUUGGUCGUGGCCCACCACGGACGAAGCGAAGCAAAGUGCGGCUGUGUCCUUACGACGCAGCGUCACCGCCACCACGGGCAACUUCGACUCGCCGGCGGGCCACCGGGGCAACAACACACCGGCGAAGGUCAUCAUGGAGGUCUUCCUUGCGAAAGAAGGCAAUGUGCACAAGCAGAUCUUCGGCAGCAAGAGGUUGGCACAGUUUCGAGCCAUGAAGGAAAUCCUCCUCGCUGGCGAUACUAAUCGGCUCGUCGCGGAGCUGACCUUUGUUCGGAUCAACGACCUGGCGUCGCCACCGGAGGUGACCGACUGGGCGAGGGAGUAUGAGAACUACAAGAGGGAAGCUCGCAGUGAGGCACAAAGUGCCAUCAAGGCUGAUGCCUUUACAGAGUAA
This is a messenger RNA of Durusdinium trenchii, 1203 nucleotides long. NCBI's taxonomy places the organism in Eukaryota, Dinophyceae, Suessiales, Symbiodiniaceae. The record is from the annotation of a GenBank genome assembly.